AUGGACGAGUUCACCGCAGUUCCCGAGCUCGAGCGGUCGCAGCCAGGAUCUGUUGAGUCUGGCUCGCGAUCACAAACACCAGCGCUGUCGUCCGGUCCACAAAAGAGAGGUCCGGCUACGCAGACCGGCGAUCAGAAAGCGAAGAAGGCGAAAACAAACAAGAAAUUGAAUCCAAAAGAGCAAGUCAAAAACUCCAACAGUCGAGCAUCGUCGCAACCCCCCACACCCAACGCUGAACCAAACAAGGGAUCACAAAAGGCUCGAGUGUCCGCGUCUGCUACCAAAAAGGCAGUCGAAAAAGAGUAUCCGGUUCCCAUACGUCUCAAUCUGCCUCCCUACAAGCCCGAGGAUUUGACGGCACUUCCACGACUACCCGCGUUCAUAACCCCGCCGACAUGCUCAAGUUUCCAGCACCCGCAAACAGGCGAAGAGAUCGAGCUCUAUUCAACCGACGAUCACCCAUUCAAUCGACGUGGCUUCCGCUAUAUUCCCUGCGAGGCAAGUCCCGAGUUUCCGGCCCUGGGUUAUCGGCAGAUCGAGCUGCCACCGUACAUCCCGCGCGUGAGCUACGAAGACAUGAGCUCGCACAUCUUGGUGGACAGGGAGACGUCUACGAUUGUGUCGACUGAGAAGGGCUACAGAACAGCAAGAGCCAACGUCGGCGUUCGAGAGGGACGGUGGUACUGGGAAUGCGUUAUACUCAAGGGCAAUACCGGUCCUGAGGACGGAAAUAUUCGCAUUGGAUGGACUAGGCGUGAAGCUUCGCUGGAAACUCCUGUCGGAUUUGAUGCCUAUGGUUAUGGCGUUAGAGAUGUCACGGGUCAAAAGAUGUACAUUUCUCGAGGAUCAAAUUUUAUGAAGGAACCGUUCAAAGCCGGCGAUGUGAUUGGACUAUAUAUCUCCCUUCCUCCGAUUUCAUACCAGCUGCAAGCUGCAAAUUCGGCAAAGGGGAAAGCUCCUGCCAAGCUGCUAAAGGAUUCAAAGUCUCACGAAGUGUCAAACGUCAUUCGUGAUCGGUUUCCGACAAAGUAUAAGGGACAGCUCUAUUUUGAGCAGUAUGAAUGCGUGCCGGUCAAACACAUGCAGGAUCUUCUGAAUCAGUCAUCGAGCGACGACGCUGCGGCGCGAGAAAAGGAACUUAGAGAGCAGGGACUGCCACAUUCGAGUAUAAGAAUCUACAAAAAUGGGAAAUACGUCGGAACACCGUUCGAGCGGUUACUACCGUUUUUGCCCCCGCACAGUGCACCCCUGACCGGUCCAGAUGCGCGCGUUGUCGACGACGGACAGCUGGGAUAUUUUCCUUCAAUAAGCGUCUAUCGCGGUGGCGUUGCGCAGUUCAAUUUCGGCCCUGAUUUCCACUAUUUUCCUGCUGAUCUACGACAUGAAGCGAAAUCGGCUGAUAUCCUCAAGUCGGUGAGACCGCUGAGUGAACGGUACGCGGAGCAGAUUGCGGAGGAUGUGUUGUGGGAUAUCAUUGAUGAAGUGAAUCUUGAAAUCGGGAAAGAGAACGACGGAAGCGACGUUGAAGACUAG
Messenger RNA from Myxozyma melibiosi, 1533 nucleotides. RefSeq lists its product as uncharacterized. The transcript has 2 exons. Gene Ontology annotation, molecular function: transcription cis-regulatory region binding; protein binding. Gene Ontology annotation, cellular component: Set1C/COMPASS complex. The coding region runs from base 1 to 1533 and encodes 510 amino acids. The record is from RefSeq and is a predicted model, not a curated record. NCBI's taxonomy places the organism in Eukaryota, Fungi, Ascomycota, Lipomycetes, Lipomycetales, Lipomycetaceae.